Molecule: messenger RNA, 123 nt
Organism: Arabidopsis thaliana (thale cress)
Lineage: Eukaryota; Viridiplantae; Streptophyta; Magnoliopsida; Brassicales; Brassicaceae
Exons: 1
Coding region: 1-123 (40 amino acids)
Source: RefSeq, marked reviewed
AUGCUUGGCAUGUUGGAUGCUGCAAAUUGUCUGAGUAAGCUCUCUGGUCCAAAAAAACUGGCCACUGAUUUUGGUAGCAGAACGAUUCUUGAGCUCUGCAUCCCAUGUGGACAUGAUGGCUGA